CUAUUGCUAUGAAGCUCUCGCCUAUCUCACUUUAAUGUUUUUCGAAGUCCGACUGUGAAUUCAAUCUUCAGAGGGAGGCCUGACGUCAACUAUAACGUCUUACCACGACGGCAUUAUGCUUCUUGUCUCUUCAAUAUUCUUAUUACUGUACAGAAAUAGUCCAAAAGUGGAAGCAAGUAGGAGCGAACCGGUGCCAAUUUACCUAGAUAAUCUUCUCAAUGCUGGAAGACAAGUAUACGAUAAUCAAUCUCCACCGGUACAGCAUGAUAAAGAGGAAGUGACCGUCGUCGAAUUGGCAAUGUACAUUGAAGGAAUGUCAUCGUUUCGAACACAAACUAUGGAUUUCCAGCUUGAUGUGUAUUUCCAGCAAUUCUGGAGGGAUCCACGACUGGCACACAAUGAGACUCGACGUGUCCUUGUGAAAGAUAAAGCGGUUCUACACAAGAUGUGGAAACCCGAUGUUUACUUCGCGAAUGCACGAAUCGCCGAAUUUCAUGAGGUCACCCAACCGAACUUCCUGGUAUGGAUACAGCCGGAUGGUUCUAUUCUUUAUGAUACCCGAAUCUCGAUGGUUGUAGUGUGUACUUUGAACCUGGAAAAGUGGCCUCUGGAUUCACAACGGUGUCACUUGCGCAUUCUGAGCUAUGCCUACACAACAGAGCAGCUGGUCAUCAAAUGGAAAGAGGACGAGCCAAUCACCAGAAAUCCGAAUAUUGCAAUGUCUGACAUGCAUAUAGUCGAUUUGUACCCGGGCCUUUGUGACGGAAAUUACUCUACUGGAACAUGGAGUUGUGUGACAGCUGAGUUUUUUGUCAAGCGAGAAAUCACACAUCAUGUAAUGCAAUCAUAUGUGCCAACUACAUUAAUUGUGGUUAUCUCAUGGUUCAGCUUCUGGCUCGACGUAGAGGCUGUUCCAGCGAGAGUAUCACUUGCUAUCACUACACUCUUAACAUUAUCAACGCAAGCAAACGCAGCGAGAAUGGCACUUCCUGAAGUCAGUUACAUGAAGGCCAUCGACGUCUGGAUGGGCGCUUGCAUGAUGUUUGUGUUUGGAGUCAUGAUCGAGUUCACAAUUGUCAACUAUGCACAAAGACAAGGACGCAAAUGGCACCGCACUGACGCAGAAAUUGUUAUGGCUUCGUCAUUGGAAUCCGUUAAAAGCGGGAAUGCAGAGAAAAAGCCAUCAAGGGGAGAUUUAGGUGCACAUGCCAGACACCUAUUUCUCAGACUUCGAACAAACGAACGUCAACAUUUGGUGGAGGAUCCACCUGAACAAAUAGCAAUGAAUGACACGGCUUAUGAUACGGUCAGUCAAGCGUACAGUAACAGCUUCUCUGACGAAGAGGCUGCUCCAGUUGUACAACCACCACAAAAUGAAGACGCUGAGGCCCAAGAAGAAGUUUGGGCAGAACAAAAAGAAACGAAUUUAAGCGAAGUAUGGAAGGAAAGCGAUCCCGCUGAACGUCUUGCACACUGGAAUGAAAAAGAGAAUGAUGCGAGUUCCCCGUUAAUGGGAAAUGGAAGAGCUCAUGUGAGAUAUGGCGCCGCAGAAAAGAUGAAAAACCGAAAAUGCAAUGAUAGCAGCAGGAAAAAGGAGAAAUGGAGCUCCGCUAUCAAACAAAUUCAGAAACACAAAAAAAUUGCCGGUAGGAAUCGAGCGAAGAAAAUCGACCAAACAAGUCGAUGGAUUUUUCCAUUAACGUUUAUAAUUUUUAAUCUGACCUAUUGGAUUUAUUAUCUUUAUUGGAAAGAGUAGAAACCACUAUUCAACAAUUUUUAACCUUUUAUCCAAAUUGUAUGAAAAAAUCGAUGUUUUUUUUUCGUCAAACAAUAUCUCAAAUCCACGAGUUUUUUUUCCAAUUUUUCUUUGAUGUAAUUUUGAUAUCACCAAACCAAGUGUAUAAUUUUUCAUAUUUCACAUCCCAUUGUUUCUGUGUUUUUAUUGAUUAUCCCAAUAAACUAUUCCAU
This is a messenger RNA of Caenorhabditis elegans, 1968 nucleotides long. RefSeq names its product Ligand-Gated ion Channel (gene lgc-58). Gene Ontology annotation, biological process: monoatomic ion transport; excitatory postsynaptic potential; monoatomic ion transmembrane transport. The transcript is spliced from 14 exons. Gene Ontology annotation, molecular function: transmembrane signaling receptor activity; extracellular ligand-gated monoatomic ion channel activity; monoatomic ion channel activity. Gene Ontology annotation, cellular component: plasma membrane; membrane; postsynapse. Bases 116 to 1756 code for a protein of 546 amino acids. The record is from RefSeq and is marked reviewed. NCBI's taxonomy places the organism in Eukaryota, Metazoa, Nematoda, Chromadorea, Rhabditida, Rhabditidae.